UUGUACUGGCAAAUUUGUUUUUAGAAAAAUACGCGAACUGACCUAUUUUGAUUAAGCCUCUGUUUUGAAUUUUGGUCCAGUCGCCGUCGGCGACGAAGAACCCUUGGCUUCGUUCAUCGGAUAGACGUUUUUUAAAAUAAAUAUUAUAAUAUUAGUUAAUUAUAAGAAUUAAGUGGAGUUUGUAAUAUGAACGAUUCUUUCCACAAAAAAAUUGCUAAAAACUAAAUUCAUUUAUUCAAAGUGAGUUUUAGUUCGCGCGGACAACCAUGGCAAACACGAACAGUUCUGAAAAAGCAUAUUUGGUCAAAAAAAGAAACUGCACUGAUCCCGAAGUAAAAGUUGUAACUAUACCUCGUUUGCCACAAACUCGAAUACCUGAUGUUACUGAAGAUGAGGAAUGUUAUACUGAUGGAGACACAAGUUCAUCUUUUAGUUUGCAAGAAUGUAUGGAUGAAUUUCGAGCGCGACGAGUUCGGCGCGUUUCCUCCCAAAGUCGAGCAGAAGAUAAGCGGGGUUUUACGGACAUCUCUGAUAACACCGAAAUGGACUUAAUAAACCAAAAUUUAUGCAACAGGGAACAGGAGAGAAAACGCAAACCCUGUAAAAAUGGAUUUUGUUACUGUUUUGCCAGUGACAGUGGGGAUAGUAGUGCUUGCAAUCGACGAUUUGGUACAAGUAACUCCCGCGCCACGCGCCACUACCGGCAUUCGGUUUGCAACCAGGACGUUGGCAACGAAAAACCAAAACGGAACCUGCCAGAAGAUAUUGACCGUUCUUGUAAAGAUUCCAAAACGUGUUCUCUAAAGGGUCGGCAGUUUACUGCAAUAAGCCGCCUUGACACCAGCCAUAAAGAUGAUCCUCUUAUUCAUAUAAUACAGGAGUUACGCGAUAACUGUGUUAUAUCUGAAGUAAGAGUUAACAGGCGAUUAUUGCAAACAAACCGUAAAAUAAAUUCUGAAAAUUGUGUAAAGAGAUAUUUGAAGAAAACUUCGCUGUCACCAAAAGAAAACACAGUCCGUAGCUACUCUCAGAAUACACCAUUUGAAAUACAUGCACCAAGUGCGCCGCCUAUAGAGAAUAUUUUUGAAGAAACUCCAGAUAAAAUUGUAUGUAAAUCAAAUCGACGAAAUGGGGCAGGGGGCCUCUUGCUGCAGAAACGCAUUUCAAAGACAAAUAUUAAAUACAAAGCAAAUGGUCCAACUAAACCCCCUCUUAAGCCACCACGAAGUUCUAUAAGUUUUGAUGACAAAUCUUCUGUAACAAACAUGUCCACUUCUUCCUCUGUGCGAGAAGCUGAAUGUAUUUUAGAUGCGUUUUUAGCAAGCAGGUGUUCUAAAAACUCCAAAAAAAUGAAACAAAAUUUACAACAUAAUGCUCCCAAGAUGUUGUCAAAUCGAAAUAAUAUCAGGGGAAAGGAAAAACGGAUGUCGUAUCCUUUGGCGCAAAACGAUCGUGUGUAUGAUGCUAAGCAGGUAUUUAGGACAUACCCUUCUCUAAGUGACGUAGAACGUUUAGUGGUAUCCAAAAAGUAUUCUCAGGACGUGAAAAAUAUCAGUACAUUGAAAGAACACCAACAGAAAGUUAUUGGCAAAGGAUGGCACAAUACGAAAAUUCGUGAUAUGUUAAAUUACGACUGCAAUUUAAAUGACAAAGAAUUCUACACCAAAAAACCGCAAGCAGAACCUCAACAGACAAAGCACACAGUAGGAUGGCACGUUCAACCAAAAGUUGAUUUGGAUACAGUUGAUGGUAUAGGAUGUCAUAACAUAGAUUCAAAUGUUAGAUAUAAAGAUACACCUGUUAAGCCAGAAAUUGUUGAAGCUAUCAACAUUGAUAGUCCACGAACAUGGGCGGAAAACCUACGCAGUGUGUAUACAUGGUCACCGAAAAAUCCUAGUGUUCAGAAGAAUCGAAAGAGUAAUUUUCGCUUGAACUCUAAAGAAUUUUUGAAAACGUCGAAAGAGAAAAUAUUACGGUUGGUAUCACCAAAAAAAGACAACAAAAAUCGACUUCACGUUAAAAUUCAAAAAACGCCAUAUCGUAACGUUGGUAUUCAAACUACAAGCGACGAUUUUCGUUUCGAGAUUAACAAACAAACUCCUCCGGGAAGUUACCAUUCUCCUCAACAUGCAUCAUUGAAUCCGUCUUCAUCAUUCAUCAAACCAAGGGUUUCCACAACGAAUGAAGUGGACUCUGGCCAUGCAAAGUUUGACUUUUCUAGACACAUUCAUUCACCACCCAAAAAACCGAAUCGAUCCAGUCAACGGAAACUUCACUUUCCAUUAAACUGUUCUGCACUGUGCACUGGUAAACAUGAAAAUUCCGUUACCACGCCGCCGACAGAAGUCAAAACAUACCGCUCUUUUAAUGGGGAGCUGGAUCAGGAUGUAUCACUUUCCAAAAUGAACUUCAUUCUUUGUGAUAUCAGAGCUAAGCUGGAGUCCAGUGAUGAACAUGCGGCAAGAACAUUUAAGGAAACUGAAUAUGGUGCUCGUGAACCAAUAAUUAAUUUUAAUGAAAACAUUGAAGUAAGAAAUGAACAUGAACCUAUAGCCCGUGAACCUAUUUAUUCCGAGAUAGAAGAUGAAAGCAUGCAUAUAUCUGAAAGCCCUAAUUUUGAGAAUCAAACUGAAGUAAAACAUUUCAAUUUGGAGCAUAACCCAAAUGUGUUGUAUGCUCUCAUUAACAAGCACAAUAAGGGAAACAAUGUCGGCGUCGAGGUUAAGGAUUUAGUAGUUACACAAAAGCCAGAAUGUCUAGUGCCCUUGGGGAAAAUACUUCACGAUUCUAUUAAAAGCAAUAGUGUGCCAUUAAGAAAACCCUUACUAUCGCCGUUGAGAGAACCAUCUGGAGGCGAUUCUAUAUCACACACAUCUGCAAUAUCUCUUUGUGAUCAAUUUCAUUCUAAGUCAAUGAAUAACGUCCGAGUUAUGGAACAUCACUCGCCCCCAAAGCGACAGAGAAACCUGAGCAAAUCGGAUUUGUCCUUACACUGCAGCGAAAUCUUUUUAGAAAACCUAUGUGGAAGUGAGCUGUCCCAAAAAUGCCAAUAUAAUGGAAAAGAUGGAAGAAGCAAUAGCAAAGUUGAUAAUUUUGAUUUAAAACAAUCGCACAUGUUUUUGAGUCAAUCCCUACGUAACGACAAUGUUACCUAUGAGAGCGAAAAAUAUUUACCGGACGAUGUAGUAUCCUAUGAGUUGCCAAUUGAAAAUAUUUAUGAAGCAAAUGUGUCAAUAUGUGAUGAAUUCAUUAACGGUUCGGAUGUUGUAUCACCUCCUUCUUCUAACAAUCAAAGCACACCAAAGAAGCCAUCAUUUACUACCAAGGACGAUGAAGAACAAUUGAAGGUGGAUGUAAAGCUUGAUUACAUAUCUAAACUUAAAGGAAAUUCGAUUACAAGCUGCCCUAAUACUCCGAAUAAAUCGUUCGAAGUAGUGAAUCUCUCCACAGUGGAAAAUUUUUCGCGUUCUGUCAGUUUAAAUGAAAUUUCUGUUUACCAGAUGAAGACAAAGAAAACGAUGCCUACCAAAUUCUUGCCAAAGCCAAACUAUAGAAAGUUAAAAACGGUAUUGCACACAUCGUUCCGAUUGAGCAAGGACUUUAUUAAGAAAGGAAAGGAAAAACUUCCUUCGUCUAUUAAAGUCAUGAGAUCCAGCUCGGAAGAUACUACAAGUACACGCAAAAAUGUUUUAGACCAAGAAUCGGCCAUGAACUCGAACCAUGACUUGGACCCUUUUUCUUUCCUUCAACAAAGUUUAUCAAUAACAGAUCAAUUAGCCCAUGUUGUAAAUAUAUGCCGUCAAUUUACCGGUUCUGCAAUUUCAACAGAAGUGGUAGAAGCCGAACGUCUGCUACUGUUCUCCACAUUACGCCGCGAAAAACAGCAACCUAACUUACCACUUUCCUAUGGUAAAAGUUUGGAAAAACAAGCGAUGAAUUUCUUGUUUAUAGAUGAGAUGUGUUUGCCGAUUCACGCCGAUACUUAUCAUGAUAAAUUUUACAAAUAUUUUUAUAUCGUGACUUUUGACUGUGGUGGUAUUAUACGUUCAUCCCAAUCUGCGGAAUGUAAACAAGGUUCAGCAGUGUUUCGUGAUUGUGGAAUCGAAUUUACGAUGCGCCUUGAACUAAAUGAAAAAGUAGAUCAACUAGCCGUUCAUUGCAACAUAUUCAUGUUACGUUUGCGCAAAGUUUCGAAUCCUUCUUUGCAAACAACUGAAGCGAAGAAUAUGAGCAGCUACCGAGCAGUAAGUAUUCCGUUUGAUAAAGUUCAAAAACUCGCCAUAUCUGGGGGAUAUUCUGCAUUUUAUCCAGUCGCAGAACCUUCAGUUCAAAUAUGGGGUGAUUGGAGGCAACGUUACUGCUCUUUGGCGGACACUUUCAAACCUGUGCUGGAUCGAGUGUUUAAUUUCGAAGUGCGUGACGAUGACGUAUACAUCAUAACCAGUACCAAAUGUGGAACCACCUGGGCUCAGGAAAUGACGUGGCUUAUUAUGAAUGAUUUCGAUUUCGAUCGUGCCAAAAAUAUCGAUUUAACAAUCCGAUCACCAUUUUUGGAGUUUAAUGGAGUCGUAUGUAAUGUGCCGCACGACACCAUAGACGCUGCCAAUUGUUUAGAAUCUCCUCGUCUAUUAAAAUCUCAUCUUCCAGCUAUGCUGAUUCCCAAAGAAGUGUGGACGAAGAAGGCUAAGAUAAUUUACGUGUUUCGAAAUCCCAAAGACGCUGCAGUUUCCUACUUUCAUCAUUGGCGAGGAAUGGUUGGUUACGAGGGAUCUAAACUGGAUUUCGUUCGAUCGUAUAUGGAUGGACAUGUUAAUUUCAACCCAUUUUGGCCUCAUGUAAUAGACUUUUGGAAUUUACGCAAUACGCCGCAAGUAUUUUUCACCAGCUAUGAACGAAUGAAGAAAAAUCUGAAUGGUGUCGUUCGGGAUAUUUGCCGUUUCCUUGGCAAAAGCAUAAAUGAACAACAACUUGCUCAAAUUGUUGACCACUUAUCUUUUGAUAACAUGAGAGACAAUCCAUCUUGCAAUCACAUAAAAGAGUUUGAGAGCAUGAAAGCAGCUUCGGGCCGUGAUGUGGAUGAAUUUCGAUUUGUGAGACGUGGCAUUGUAGAUAGCCACAAGGAUGAAUUGACGCCACAUAUAAUCAAAGAACUGGAUGAUUGGAUUAUAAAUAACUUGAAAGAUUCGAAUUUGAGCAUAGAGGACUUUAUUAAUUAUUCUAAGUAUUAGAAAAAAUAGAAAAAUUUAAUUAUUGAAAUUAAAAAUA
This is a messenger RNA of Stomoxys calcitrans (stable fly), 5265 nucleotides long. RefSeq names its product sulfotransferase 1 family member D1 (gene St1). Bases 267 to 5228 code for a protein of 1653 amino acids. Lineage: Eukaryota; Metazoa; Arthropoda; Insecta; Diptera; Muscidae. Gene Ontology annotation, molecular function: sulfotransferase activity. The record is from RefSeq and is a predicted model, not a curated record. Gene Ontology annotation, cellular component: actomyosin contractile ring; cytoplasm. Gene Ontology annotation, biological process: mitotic cytokinesis; actomyosin contractile ring assembly; septin ring organization. The transcript has 9 exons.